Clonostachys solani is the source of this 2664-nucleotide messenger RNA. Lineage: Eukaryota; Fungi; Ascomycota; Sordariomycetes; Hypocreales; Bionectriaceae. The record is from the annotation of a GenBank genome assembly.
AUGGACACCAGCGAGGAUAUCCAAGAUGUCUCUCAUCGGAUGGAGAAGCUGGACUUCAAUCAUCCAUUUACCCCUUACGAUGUCCAGGAGCAGUUCAUGAAAGCAGUGUACAACGUCCUAGAAACGGGAGAUGGCCAAAUCGGCAUUCUUGAAAGCCCCACGGGAACGGGGAAAUCAUUGUCCUUGAUCUGCGCGUCUCUGACAUGGCUGCGGCAUCAUAAGUCACACAGCCAUGAAGUUGAGCUGAAAAGCGCGGUCGAGGCCCACAAGGAUGAGCCAGAGUGGAUUGUGGAACAACUUCUGCGUCAGAAACGAGACGAACUUGCAAAGAGAUGGCAAGAGCGUGAAGAACGCCUCGAGGCUGCAAGGCGCAAAGAAAAGGCCCAAGAAGACCGAGCCCGGAAGCGGCGGCGAGUUGAUGAGGUAAGAUCACAGAAACGGGCCAUUGAUGAAGAUGAUGAGUUCCUGCUUGAUGUCCAGGGUGAUGAUGCGGCGUCACACGGCUCCGGUGAUGCCCAGUCUGGACUGAGCAAGGAGGCGCGAGAAGUUCUUGCCAGGUUUGGUCUCGGCAUUCCCAAAAAGAACCAUGGGAACGAAGAAAUCGACCUCUUUGAAGAAGGAGUCAAGAUCUAUUACACUUCAAGAACGCAUUCCCAGCUGUCCCAAUUCAUCACCGAGCUUCGCCGACCGCAGUUUCCCUCGUCACUCCCAGGGGCCAUGCUCCAGACACAGGGCCAGCCGAGCAAAGAAGCCGUCAAAUUGCUACCGCUCUCAUCCCGCCAGAAGCUAUGCAUCAACCCAUCAGUCUCUCGAUUGGGGUCGGUACAGGCGAUCAAUGAUCGCUGCGCAGAUUUACAGCAAGCCAAAUCGAGUACAAGGUGCCCGUUCGUUCCGAAGGAGGAGCUCUUGACGCAGACUCAUGAAUUUCGAGACGCUGCCCUUGCAUCUCUGCCCGACAUUGAAGACUUACACCAGCUGGGCAAAUCGCUCUCGGUUUGCCCAUACUAUGCAUCACGCACGGCGCUUUCCGGUGCGGAAAUCGUUACGCUCCCGUAUCCCCUGCUGUUGCAGCAGAGCGCCAGAGAAGCCCUUGGCAUUAAGCUUGAAGGGAGUGUAGUCAUUGUUGAUGAGGCUCACAACAUAAUGGACGCUAUCGCCGGUGUACACUCGGCGGAAAUCCGACUGAGCGACCUAAAAAGAGCUAAAGGAAUGCUCGGCGUUUAUGUUAGAAAAUUUGGAAAGAAGCUCAAAGGCGAAAACCGAGUCAACGUCGGGCGAGUGGGCAGAAUAAUUGAGGGUCUUUCGGAGUGGAUGCAGGCGGCAUUGAGCUUCAAGAAUGAGGAUGGGAUUGUCGAAUCGAACGAUCUCCUCAGACGAAAGGGAAUUGACCAAAUCAACAUGUUCGAGCUUAUACGAUACAUAUCAGAUUCGAAGCUCGCAUUCAAGAUCGAAAGCUACGUCGCCCACGUGGAAAGCGAGAAUGAGCCAGGAGCUGUGACAAAGACCGGCAGUACCCCAGUAUUGCACACACUGGCCUCUUUUCUUGUUGCUUUGACCAAUCUCAGCUCUGAGGGCCGGAUAUUCUACCAGAAGAUGGCCGGACCAUCACCAGAUAUCCAGCUCUCCUACCUUCUACUGUCGCCAACUCACGCCUUUUCAUCCGUUGCGUCUUCGGCAAGAGCGGUGAUUCUCGCAGGAGGCACCAUGUCUCCCUUUGAAGACUACAAGGACCAUUUAUUUCCAACUCUUUCCACCUCAAAGAUCACGACACUGAGCUGUGGGCACGUUAUUCCGAAGGAGAACCUUUGCGUGUGGACGCUGGGCACAGUACGACCUGGGGCUCCUCAGUUUGAGUUCAGUUACCAGCGACGCAGAGAUCCAGAAAUGAUCACGCAAUUAGGUAUGGCUGUUUUAAAUGUCUGCUCCAUUGUCCCUGAUGGCGUAGUCGUCUUCUUUCCCAGUUAUGGGUAUCUUGAUGAAGUCGUCGCGGCCUGGGAGCAAAACCAAAGUGCGAACUCUCAGUCGAUAUGGGCCCGCCUCCAGGGGCGAAAAGCGGUCUUCCGUGAGACCAAGGGUGGCUCGAGCGAUCAGGUCUUGAAUGACUAUACGCAAGCCAUCCAGGGCGAGCAGAGCAACGGGAAAGGAGCACUGCUACUAAGUGUUGUGGGAGGAAAGAUGUCUGAAGGCAUCAACUUUUCGGACAGGCUCGGACGCUGCGUCAUGGUAGUCGGGCUCCCUUACCCAAACAUAGCCUCGCCAGAGUGGAAGGCCAAACUUGAAUACAUCGAAACAACAGUCUUUACUCGGUUGACUAAUUCGAAUGGGGAGGAUAAUGGCCACGGACAAUCAGCAGGCCAGCGUAAUAAAGCUGUCAGCCAGGAGGAAGCAAGGGCGCAAGCGAAGCAGGCGAGUCGGGACUUUUACGAGAACGCAUGCAUGCGCGCCGUGAACCAGAGCAUCGGGCGAGCGAUUCGGCACCGGGGCGACUACGCAGCCAUUGUCCUGGUGGAUCGGAGGUUCGGAACGGAGAGGAUUCGAGGAAAGCUGCCGGGGUGGAUCCAGAAUGGUAUGCAAGCAGGCGGAGGGGAUGAGAAGGGAAUGGCGGGCUUGAUGGGCGCCCUGGGUGGUUUCUUUAGGGGAAGACAGCAGACAGGGAAAAGCUGA